Suricata suricatta (meerkat) is the source of this 975-nucleotide messenger RNA. Its product is annotated as olfactory receptor 2H2-like. NCBI's taxonomy places the organism in Eukaryota, Metazoa, Chordata, Mammalia, Carnivora, Herpestidae. Gene Ontology annotation, cellular component: membrane. The record is from RefSeq and is a predicted model, not a curated record. The transcript has 2 exons. The coding region runs from base 1 to 975 and encodes 324 amino acids. Gene Ontology annotation, molecular function: olfactory receptor activity; G protein-coupled receptor activity. Gene Ontology annotation, biological process: G protein-coupled receptor signaling pathway.
AUGGUGUUCUGGAGAUCUAGGUGGGCGCUGGAUAGACAUGCCAAUGGCACCGUUCCAGACGGCUUCAUCCUCCUGGGCUUCUCAGAUAAUCCCAGGCUAGAAAGGACCCUAUUUGUGGUGGUGUCUGUCUUUUACACCGUCACCCUAGCGGGCAACACCACCAUCAUACUCCUGUCUCACCUGGACCCCCACCUCCACACCCCCAUGUACUUCUUCCUCACCCACCUCUCUGCCCUGGACCUCUGCUUUACCACCAGCUGCAUCCCUCAGAUGCUGGUCAAUUUCUGGAGCUCUGACAAGACCAUCAGCUAUCUAGGUUGUGCUGUCCAGCUCUACAUCUUCCUGGGACUCGGGGCCUCAGAAUGUGUUCUGCUGCUGGUCAUGGCCUUCGACCGCUAUGUGGCUGUAUGCCGACCCCUGCACUAUGCAGUCAUCAUGCGCCCACCCCUGUGUCACAGGCUGGCAUUCCUGGUUUGGGCAAGUGGGGUUUUUGGCACAUUGGUGCAGUCUCCAUCCACCAUGAAACUCCCCUUUUGCCGUCACCACCAGGUUGAUGACUUUGUCUGUGAGGUCCCUGCACUGAUCCGCCUGGCCUGUGGAGACACACGGGUCAAUGAGCUCCAGAUCUCAGUGAUAGGUGCCGUCUUCCUGAUGGGGCCCCUCCUGCUCAUCCUGGUCUCCUAUGGCCGUAUCGCACAGGCGGUGCUGGCCAUCCAGUCCCAGGAUGGAAGGACCAAGGCCUUCCGCACCUGCUCCUCCCACCUGGCUGUCGUGUUUCUCUUCUACUGCAGUGUCACGGCUGUCUACAUCCGACCCCGGAGUCAUUUUUCCCAGAAGGGAGGAAAGUUCCUAACUCUGUUCUACACUGUGGUGACCCCCACUCUCAACCCACUCAUCUACACUUUGAGGAACAAGGACAUGAAGGGAGCUUUCAGGAGACUCCUAGGCAAAGACAGAAUGACCACUGAACAGUGA